Messenger RNA from Knipowitschia caucasica, 594 nucleotides. NCBI's taxonomy places the organism in Eukaryota, Metazoa, Chordata, Actinopteri, Gobiiformes, Gobiidae. The record is from the annotation of a GenBank genome assembly.
AUGUUUUGGCAACAAGAAACCAUCGAGCCAGACCGCUCCCCAACGGCAAAGGCACCAGUUCUGGCAACAGCACACGGUUGCUAUGGUUUCUGGUGCGGCCCGUGUUUGGCGUGCACCGUGGCGGGUCGGAUGAAAGAGUGCUACUGCCUCCCCCUGUGUGACUACUGCCUGCCAGGGGCGAUCCCUCCAGCCGCACUCGGCCUGAGGGUCGCCCUGAGAAAAAAAUUCAACAUCAAGGGCUCUGUGGUGAAAGACAUCUGUAUUUCCUGGUGCUGCUCAUGGUGCUCAUGGUGUCAGAUGCAUCGCGAGUUAAAACGGAGGAGCAAAGUUCCAACCAUCGUAAACGUCCAGAAUGUAGUCCAAAUGCAGCCAGCCCCCAUGAUGAUGUCGCAAUCCAACAUGAUGAUGCCGCAAUCCAACAUGAUGAUGCCGCAAUCCAACAUGAUGAUGCCGCAAGAUCCCAUGAUGAUGCCGCAAUCCAACAUGAUGAUGCCGCAAUCCAACAUGAUGAUGCCGCAAUCCAACAUGAUGAUGCCGCAAGAUCCCAUGAUGAUGCCGCAAGAUCCCAUGAUGUCUUCCGCCGACAAAUCAUAA